AUGAAACGGCUUCUACCAUUGUGUUGCCUGUUGUGGGCACCAGCCACAUUGGCAUUGAAAUCCUCAAAACAACCCCCUGUCACAAUCCCUCCAAGCAUCCCCGAAACGACAAUACAAGUUUCCAAAUCGCGAUUUGAGCGUUACAUCGAUAAAGUGUUUGCCAGUGCAGACUCGAACAAAGACGGCAAGAUCAAUUUUACGGAAGUGUACGAGCUGGUAUUGAAAAUUUAUGUCCAGUUGAACCGACAAGCGCCGGUUCCACCACCAUCUCGAGAAACAGUGAUGAAGGUCUAUCAAAAGUCCGACGAAAACAAAGAUGAAUAUUUGACGAGGGAGGAGUUUGAAGUCGUGGUGAAGGAAGUCAGCGAGAGAGCAUUUGUCAGAGUGGCAAUAAUGAAGCUGAUGAAAGUAGUGGGGGCUCCUCUCCUGGCGGAGUAUUUGAUUCGGACGCUUGCUGAGAAGGAAUGGCCUUCAGAAUUAGUUACCACUCUUGUUCCUGCGCAAUAUCAAGAAAAAGUAUGGCCCAUCAUUUCGUCAAGAUCGUUUUGGAGGUCAGUCCUCAUCAUACUAGGAGUAGCGUUCUUAGGACAUUUCGUCCUGGGCAUUGUCGACAUGACAAUUUCGAUGGUAGCAGGGGACGAAAAGAGAGAUACUGUGGUGUACUAA
Cylindrotheca closterium is the source of this 666-nucleotide messenger RNA. NCBI's taxonomy places the organism in Eukaryota, Bacillariophyta, Bacillariophyceae, Bacillariales, Bacillariaceae. The record is from the annotation of a GenBank genome assembly.